This is a messenger RNA of Homalodisca vitripennis (glassy-winged sharpshooter), 1619 nucleotides long. RefSeq names its product FK506-binding protein 2 (gene Fkbp14). Bases 69 to 725 code for a protein of 218 amino acids. Lineage: Eukaryota; Metazoa; Arthropoda; Insecta; Hemiptera; Cicadellidae. Gene Ontology annotation, molecular function: calcium ion binding; peptidyl-prolyl cis-trans isomerase activity. The record is from RefSeq and is a predicted model, not a curated record. The transcript has 3 exons.
GGCAGUCCGCUCAGGCGUCUCUCCACCGCAGUCAGUCCGUCAGCCGCUCGCGUCACAGGAACUUCGAGAUGUGCCGCUCCCGUUGUCACGCCGUCCCGGCGCUCCUCGCGACGCUCGCCUUCACCGCCACUCUUGCCGCCGACCCCGACCUCAAGAUAGAGAAGAUGUACGAACCCGAGGUGUGCGAUAUCAAGUCGAAGAACGGGGACAUGCUGACCAUGCACUACACCGGCACGCUGCAGGACGGCACCAAGUUUGACUCGAGCCAGGACAGGGAACAGCCCUUCACGUUCCAGCUUGGGGUGGGCCAGGUGAUCAAGGGUUGGGACCAAGGCCUACUGGAUAUGUGCGUAGGUGAGAAGCGCAAACUGACCAUCCCUCCAGAGCUGGCAUACGGCGACCGUGGAGCUGGCAGUGUUAUACCAGGAGGAGCGACACUGACAUUCGAAGUGGAGCUGAUCAACAUUGGAGACUCAGCACCGACGACAAACGUGUUCAAAGAGAUUGAUGCUGACGAGAACAAGCAACUGUCGCGAGAGGAGGUGAGCGAGUACCUGAGAAAGCAGAUGGUGGCAGCGGGCGAGAGUGAGGCCAGCGACGAAGUCAAACAGAUGCUGGAGGACCACGACAAACUUGUUGAGGAGAUCUUCCAACACGAGGAUAAAGAUAAGAAUGGGUUCAUCUCACACGAAGAGUUCUCCGGUCCCAAGCACGAUGAGUUGUGAGCCACUGCCGAAGAGUCCUUAGCUCAAAACCUGUUAAUAUUGUACAUAUCAACUACAACGAACAGGAGCAAACUUCCUAUCUUGUAGCGUGAUCAUUGACUUUUAUUUCAACUGCAUAUAUUUUAUCUAUUUUUUACUAAAGUUGUUGAAGGAAGUAGCUUCAAAUAUUUAUACCACGUUUUGUUUCAAAAGUAGCAAUAUAAAUUUGAUACAAUUCUACUUGUGUUUUUGUUUUAUAAAUUAUAAAUUUGAAAAUAUUAUUUAUGUUAUGUCAGAUAUCUAUUUGAAUCCUGUGUGAUAGUAAUUUUUUACAUAAAUAUAACUAUUGUAAUACAUAACUAAUGGAAUAUACUAUUACAUUUGAAUGUGCUUUUAAUUAAAAACCUAUAAAAAUUUAACAACCAUAUCGAACAAAGUGUAAUGCAAAUAAUUAAUUUUUUUCGUUAAAGUUUGUAAAAGUUUACAUUAAUUUUUGCAAUCUAGUGUCAUUUAUAAUUUAUAGUACAAGUUUCGUGAAACACAUAUGUGCUAACGAUUCAAGUAUAAUAUCAAACUGUUACAUUAAUAUACGGGUACUAAACUUUAUAUACGCAUUUACAAAGUAUUCCGAAAAUAAUAAGUAAAUAUUCAACUAAGAGUUAUGUAGCUGUGUUUUUAAAACACAAUCUAAAGAAGAUUGUUACUACUGUAUCUAAAAUGAAGAACUUCAUUCCUGUUUUGUAUGUAAAGUUUCAACUUAAGACUGUUUUGCUAUAUUUAAAUAAUUUUAUACAGUGUAAAAAUGUACUUUAGAUGUAGCUUGUGAUAAGUGUAUAAUAAGAGGAUUGUGUUGUUAAACAUGGUUACUGGUUUAAUAGAUUUUGUUACUAAAACUCCUUUCAAAGGCUCAAACCA